This is a messenger RNA of Babesia bigemina, 771 nucleotides long. RefSeq names its product C2H2 zinc finger domain containing protein, putative. The record is from RefSeq and is a predicted model, not a curated record. NCBI's taxonomy places the organism in Eukaryota, Apicomplexa, Aconoidasida, Piroplasmida, Babesiidae. Bases 1 to 771 code for a protein of 256 amino acids. Gene Ontology annotation, biological process: regulation of transcription by RNA polymerase II. Gene Ontology annotation, cellular component: nucleus. The transcript has a single exon.
AUGAAAAGAAGUCGAUUGCUGCAGAAAUCCUACGGGUGCGAUAGCUGCGGUAAAAGCUAUUCACGUUCCGAUCACCUCAAAAGACACAUCAGGAGCCACGGCCGCAGCAGGACGCAAUUCGUGUGCGGUGUUGACGGGUGCCAAAGAUCAUAUGUCAACCAUGAAGCCUGCCUGGAGCACAGGGCAAUGCAUAUAAGGAAACUAGAGGAUGGGCAUAUAUACGUAAAGGGUUUCCUGGUGGAGAAACAUAUCGCAGAAGACGUAACGUCGUUCGUUUGCCCAGUACAGGGUUGUAACAAGUUGUAUCAAUCGUAUGGGGGGAUUUCGAGACAUAUCGCACGCAAUCAUUCGGGAUCUCUCAUAUGUGGAAUCGACGGCUGCACGCGUUCAUUCGAGAACAAAGAGCCAUUGGAGGAACACCGGAAGAAACACGAACAACAGUCCGAUCCAGGAAUAUGCUACAUAAAGGGGUAUGCGGUGAAGAAGAUCGAUAAAGAGGACGGCACGGUUCUAAUCUGCCCCUUCGAAGCCUGUUCGUCGUCUUGUCAUUCAACAUCGGGAAUGACAAAGCACAUCUCAAGGCAUAUUUCCCAAAGUAGUCUCGUAGACGACAUAGCAAAGGAGCCUCCAGCGUUCCUAUGUCCCCACGAGGGUUGUGGGCGAAUAUUCACAAAGGUUGGUGUAUGCAUUCGGUCGCACGAUAACUUCUUAUGUGACACGAUCUCAUACCGCAUCGCUUGUCAUGCCGUAAAUAGUACAUUCUGCCAAUAG